Messenger RNA from Gracilinanus agilis (Agile Gracile Mouse Opossum), 6537 nucleotides. RefSeq names its product collagen type XIV alpha 1 chain (gene COL14A1). Bases 1 to 5619 code for a protein of 1872 amino acids. Gene Ontology annotation, molecular function: protein binding. The transcript is spliced from 49 exons. The record is from RefSeq and is a predicted model, not a curated record. Gene Ontology annotation, cellular component: interstitial matrix. NCBI's taxonomy places the organism in Eukaryota, Metazoa, Chordata, Mammalia, Didelphimorphia, Didelphidae.
AUGACAGUCCCGAAGGACCAGCAGAGGACGGCUCUCGAGUCCUUCCAGCUGCUCUCCCACAGCAGUAACAUGGAUCUGCUCAGUUCGGAGGUGGUGGUGCAGGGACUUGAUGAUGUAUAUUGGUCAGGGGAAUUCCCUGAUCAAUUUGUUGAACUUACAGGGUGUGAGUCUUUGGUCAAGGGCAUCUACAGGACACCUACUCUUGGACGUGGCUUAGAAAAGGUAAUAUGGAAUUAUCCUUUUUUCAUGAGCUGUCAGAGGGUAUUAAAUUUUCAAGCUUAUUCAUCACUGAGUUAUUAUCUUUCUACAGUAUAUAAAUCAGUGGCUCCACCAACAAGAUUAAGAUAUAACAUAUUAUCUCAUGACAGUAUUCAGAUCCAAUGGAAAGCUCCCAAAGGGAAAUUUAGUGGAUACAAACUUCUUGUAACUCCAACUUCAGGUGGAAAAACCAACCAACUGACUCUUCAGAAUACUGCAAAUAAAGCCAUCAUUCAAGGUCUUAUACCAGACCAGAAUUAUGCAGUACAACUUAUUGCAUUUGAUAAAGACAAAGAAAGUAAACCUGCCCAAGGCCAAUUCAGAAUUAAAGAUUUGGAAAAAAGAAAAGAACCUAAGCCUAAAGAACCAAAGCCCAAAGGCAAUGGAAGUAAACCAUCUCUACCAACAGAAGAAAACAAAUUUGUUUGCAAGACACCGGCCAUUGCUGAUAUUGUGAUUCUGGUAGAUGGUUCAUGGAGCAUUGGGAGAUUCAACUUCAGACUGGUUCGCCUUUUCUUGGAAAAUUUGGUGACUGCAUUCAAUGUGGGAGCAAAUAAAACUCGAAUAGGCCUUGCACAAUACAGUGGUGACCCACGAAUAGAAUGGCACCUGAAUACCUUUAGCACCAAGGAUGCAGUGAUUGAUGCUGUCCGGAAUCUACCAUACAAGGGAGGAAACACCUUAACAGGUCUUGCCUUAAAUUACAUUUUUGAAAAUAGUUUUAAACCAGAAGCAGGAGCAAGGACUGGAGUAUCCAAAAUUGGCAUCUUGAUCACAGAUGGAAAGUCUCAAGAUGACAUUAUCCCUGCAUCAAAAACUCUACGUGAUUCUGGUGUUGAACUCUUUGCCAUUGGUGUGAAAAAUGCAGAUGUAGCUGAACUACAGGAGAUUGCUUCAGAGCCUGACAGCACUCAUGUCUACAACGUUGCGGAGUUUGACCUAAUGCACACAGUUGUGGAAGGCCUGACAAAAAUAGUUUGCACCAGAGUUGAAGAACAGGAAAAGGAAAUUAAAGGUUCACGUGUGACCAACAUUGGACCUCCUACAGAUUUGGUCACGUCUGAAGUUGCUGCCAGAAGCUUUAGAGUUACCUGGACUCCUGCUCCAGGAGAAGUGGAAAAAUACAGAGUUGUAUAUUAUCCAACUAGAGGUGGAAAACCAGAGGAGGUGGUAGUGGACGGAACUGAAUCGACCACAAUCCUGAAGGGUUUGAUGUCUUUAACGGAGUAUCAGAUAGCAGUGUUUGCAAUAUAUAGUACCACCGCCAGUGAAGGCCUUCGGGGAACUGAGAUGACACUUGCUCUGCCCAUGGCAUCAGAUCUUGAACUGUAUGAUGUGACUGAGAACAGCCUGAGGGUCAGAUGGAAUGCAGUGCCUGGUGCAUCAGGAUACAUGAUCCUCUAUGCUCCUCUCACCGAAGGACUGGCUGGGGAUGAGAAAGAGAUGAAAAUUGGGGAGACACUCACAGAUAUUCAGCUAAAAGGAUUAUUGCCAAAUACCGAAUACACAGUGACAGUAUAUGCCAUGUUUGGAGAGGAAGCAAGUGAUCCCGUUACAGGGCAGGAGAUGACAUUGCCGUUAAGUCCACCAAAAAAUCUGAGAAUUUCUAAUGUUGGAGCUAACAGUGCUAGAAUAACAUGGGAUCCUGCUUCAAAAAAUGUCAACGGUUACCUCAUUUCAUAUACCACAAGUAGUGGAACUGAAACCAAUGAGGUUGAAGUUGAUGGUGUUUCCACAUAUUCACUAAAAGGCUUGACAUCCCUCACUGACUAUAAUGUUGCCAUUUUCUCCAUCUAUGAGGAAGGGCAGUCUGAGCCUCUGAUGGGGAGUUUCACCACAAAACAAGUUCCAGCCCAACAGUAUCUGGAGAUUGAUGAAGUAUCAGAAGAUAGUUUUAGAGUGAGUUGGAAGCCCUUAUCUCCUGAUGUUGCCAGGCAGAAAUUGAUGUGGAUUCCAGUAUAUGGUGGAAAGGUUGAAGAGGUUGUCUUAAAUGAAGAUCAAGACACAUAUGUUAUUGAAGGACUGCAACCUGGCACAGAGUAUGAAGUUUCUCUGUUGGCAGUACUCAGUGAUGAAAGUGAGACAGAAGUGUUGAGCGUUCUUGGAACUACACUUGAAGGUCCUUCAAUAGUACCUCCUGUCACUACUGUGUCUCCUACUGGCCCAGUAACUACAGUUUUCCGAACAGGAAUCAGAAACCUGGUUGUAGAUGAUGAAUCUACUUCUAGCCUUCGGGUAAAAUGGGACAUUUCAGACAACAGAGUGGAGCAGUUCAGGGUGACCUACCUAACUGCUAAAGGGGACCAUGCUGAAGAAGUGAUAGGAACGGUUAUGGUGCCAGGAAAACAGAACCAACUUCUUCUCAAGCCUCUGUUGUCAGAUACUGAAUACAAAGUCACAGUGACUCCCAUCUAUUCUGAUGGUGAAGGGGUCAGUGUGUCAGCUCCUGGAAAAACAUUGUCACUUUCUGGUCCCCGAAAUUUACGUGUCUCAGAUGAAUGGUAUAACAGAUUGCGAAUUACUUGGGAUCCUCCAUCUUCACCACCAAAGGGCUACAGGAUUGUCUAUAAGCCCAUUAGUAUUCCUGGUCAAGCAUUAGAGACUUUUGUGGGGAAUGAUAUUAACACCAUUCUGAUUCGAAACCUCAUCAGUGGAGCAGAAUAUAACGUGAAAGUGUUUGCUUCUUAUCCUUCUGGUUUCAGUGAUGCUCUGACAGGCGAUGUGAAGACUUUGUUCCUGGGAGUGACAGAUCUUGAAGCAGAAAGAAUUCAGCCAAACAGUUUGUGCGCCAGGUGGAAACUUCACAGUCAUGCUUCUGCCUACAGGGUCUCCAUAGAGGAUCUCGAAGAUGGGAGAAAGCAAGAAAAUACCCUGGGUGGUGGGACAUCUAGCCAUUGUUUCUAUGGACUUAAGCCUGAUUCAGAGCAUAGAAUCAGUGUUUCUACACAGCUCCAAGAGAUAACAGGACCUAGUGUAAGCAUAAUGGAAAGAACACGGCCAAUUCCAACUCUGCCACCAGCAACAACCACGCCUCUUCCAACCAUUCCCCCAGCAAAGGAAGUUUGCAAAGCUGCCAAGGCAGACCUAGUGUUCAUGGUGGAUGGAUCCUGGAGCAUUGGAGAUGAUAAUUUCAAUAAGAUCAUUAACUUUCUAUAUAAUACUGUUGGUGCCUUGGACAAGAUCGGAGUGGAUGGAACUCAAGUGUCCAUUGUUCAGUUCACUGAUGAUCCCAGAACAGAAUUUAAGCUAAAUACAUAUAAAAGCAAAGACACUCUCCUUGAGGGGAUUAAGAAUCUUUCCUACAAAGGAGGAAAUACAAAAACAGGAAAAGCACUUAAGCAUGUUCGAGAUGCCUUGUUUACUGCUGAAGGAGGAACAAGAAGAGGCAUUCCCAAAGUUAUUGUGGUCAUUACUGAUGGCCGAUCACAGGAUGAUGUAAAUAAAAUUUCCAGGGAACUGCAACUGGAAGGCAUCAGCAUUUUUGCGAUUGGUGUGGCUGACGCAGAUUAUGCAGAACUGGUUAGCAUUGGCAGCCAGCCCAGUGCAAGACAUGUCUUCUUUGUCGAUGACUUUGAUGCCUUUAAGAAAAUUGAAGAUGAGCUGAUUACUUUUGUCUGUGAAACCGCAUCUGCAACUUGCCCUCUGGUCAAUAAGGAUGGCAACAGUCUUGCAGGAUUUAAAAUGAUGGAACUCUUUGGUUUAGUUGAAAAGGAUUUUUCAGCUGUGGAAGGGGUUUCUAUGGGACCUGGCACUUUCAAUGUGUAUCCAUGUUACCAGCUACAUAAAGACGCUCUGGUUUCCCAGCCAACCAAAUAUUUGCACCCAGAGGGAUUGCCUUCAGACUACACCAUCUCUUUUCUAUUCCGGAUAUUGCCUGAUACUCCUCAAGAACCAUUUGCUCUCUGGGAGAUUUUAAAUAAGGAUUCUGAUCCACUCGUUGGAGUCAUCUUAGACAAUGGAGGCAAGACAAUUACUUACUUCAACUAUGAUUACCAGGGGGAAUUUCAAACUGUUACCUUUGAAGGACCUGAAAUUAAGAAAAUAUUCUAUGGAAGUUUUCACAAGAUGCAUAUUGUUAUUAGCAAGACCUUGGCCAAAGUGUUUAUUGACUGCAAACAAGUGGGUGAAAAAGCAGUAAAUGCAUCGGGCAAUAUAACUUCCAAUGGUAUGGAAGUCCUGGGUAGAAUGGUCAGAUCCAGGGGACCAAAGGACAACUCUGCUCCAUUCCAGCUACAAAUGUUUGACAUUGUUUGUUCUACAUCGUGGGCCAGUAGAGACAAAUGCUGUGAACUCCCAGGACUGAGAGAUGAGGAAAACUGCCCAGCUCUUCCACAUACCUGCUCCUGUUCUGAAAUCAGUAAAGGGGCAUCAGGACCUGCCGGCCCACCUGGUGGUCCAGGACUCCGAGGACCAAAGGGCCAGAGAGGUGACCAAGGUCCAAAGGGACCAGAUGGUCCUCGUGGUGAAGCAGGUUCUCCAGGACCCCAGGGUCCUCCUGGCCCUCAAGGACCAAGUGGACUUUCCAUUCAAGGCAUGCCGGGAGCACCAGGUGAAAAAGGAGAGAAAGGAGAUCUUGGUUUUCCAGGUCCACAGGGUAUUCCAGGGAGUACUGGCUCACCAGGACGUGAUGGUUCCCAAGGCCAGAGGGGCCUGACUGGUAAGGAUGGACCCACUGGCCCCCCAGGACCCCCUGGACCAAUUGGUAUCCCAGGAGCACCAGGAGUUCCGGGUAUCACAGGAAGCACUGGCCCACAAGGUGACCUAGGACCUCCUGGUCUUCCUGGAGCAAAGGGAGAAAGAGGGGAACGGGGUGAUUUGCAGUCUCAUGCCAUGGUUCGUGCAGUGGCUCGCCAAGUGUGUGAACAGCUCAUCCAGAGUCACAUGGCCAGGUACAAUUCUAUCCUCAACCAGAUUCCAAGUCAUUCUUCAUCCGUACGGACUGUUCCUGGGCCUCCUGGUGAGCCAGGAAGACAAGGUUCUCCUGGUACUCCUGGUGAACAAGGACCUCCAGGCCGACCAGGCUUCCCAGGCAACCCAGGCCAACCAGGAACCCCAGGAGAAAGAGGUUUAUCAGGUGUCAAGGGAGAAAAAGGAAAUCCAGGCAUUGGAAGUCAAGGACCCAGAGGCCCCCCUGGACCUGCAGGACCUGCAGGUGAGGGUCGAACUGGUAGCCCUGGGCCACAGGGCUCGCCCGGUCCACGAGGUCCACCUGGUCACCUCGGUGUUCCUGGACCACAGGGACCUUCAGGCCAGCCUGGCUACUGUGACCCGUCUUCCUGUUCGGGUUACGGUGUAGGAGCACCUGACCCUGACCAGCCGGAGUUCACACCUGUUCAAGAGGAUUUGGAAGACCUGAUCUGAUGGCCCUAGGAACCAUUGUUACAGACAAGAGCUGGAAAAUCCAUGAAAAGAACUCCUGAGGAAUUGUUAGUAAAGGAGAAUGUUGUAUGCGAUUUGUAUGGUUCAUUUGUAAAGCUGUUGUUCAGUAAGUAGCCUGAUUUGCCCUCUUAGAACAUAUUUGCAGGGUGAUAUAUUGUUAUGAUUAUUAUCGUUGAAUAAUAAUGAAAACCAAAAAAAAAAAAAAAAGAACAUCCCCUUCCUCUGGGGAAUAAGAGCAAAGCAAUAAAAACAAAAACAAAAACCCCAACUCCAAAGCCCUGUAACAUUGGUCACUAUCCUUAAAGAAUGGUGUUUCCUUUUACUGCUUGAAACAUAUGCCAGAUUUUUCAUGUUUUUUAAGGAAGGUACUCAGCAUAGAAUGCGAAAUCCACUUCCAACAUUGGACGUUUUCCCCUGCUCUAAUAGGCAAUUUGAAAUCCCAGAAUUACAUAGUAUUGAUUGGACUAGGGGAAAAUGGGCCCCCAAGAGAAAUAUGGUCAAAGGGCAUUCCAAGUUUACCUCAGGGACCCAAUAAAGGAAGUCACUGACUGUUAGAAAGACACCCUCCACGGAGGGAACGCAGUCAGGAAAACACCAUUUCUCAUUAUGGGUCAAUCCAACCCUAAUUAUUCCUGGUAGAUUUUCCCACACUCUCAGAACUGAGGACAUGAGUCGUGUCUCUUUGCAGUCAAUGGUUUUACAAACAAAUAUUAUUUUUUGUGCUUUGAGAAAUGAAUUGUUAUCCUAAAACAGUGAACCUCCCACAAUCUAAAGAGAGAUCUAUAUUUAAUGAAAGAAUUCUUUAGUUUUUGGUUGCUGGGAUUUCUUCAUUGAAUCUACAUGGAUUGGUGUGAACACGCAGAUAAUUUAUUGUUUACCUAUUUCCAUUCUGUUUUGUAA